GGGAGGGUGAUCUCUGUUGUCUCUGCUUCACUUCUACCUUCUGCAGUGGCUGUCUAUUUCUUUUGUGUCUUAUUCCUAGUAAACAAGGAAAGGCGAGUUGAUUGUUGUGGUGCAGACCUGCUAACCAAAGGUUUUAAACCCCAGACUUUAUUUAUUGUCUUGGUUGUGUUUGAGCCAUGGCGUCCGAGAGCCCCUGGAGGAAGCUUCUAAGUGAAGCCACCUGCCCCAGCUGUCUAGAAUACUUUACCGAUCCCAUGAUUCUAGACUGUGGCCAUAACCUCUGCUUUCCGUGCCUUGCCUACCUCUGGAAUGACUUUCCCACCACGGCCAGGUGUCCUCGGUGUGCAACGGCGAUCUCUCCGAAAAACUUUAAGGUGAACUUGCAGCUGGCCAACAUGGUGGAGAUAGCCAAGGAGCUGAAACCAGAGACGAGAGAGGAGGGGCGCUGCCUGCACCACGGGGAGCCCCUGAAACUCUUCUGCAAGGACGACAAAGCCCCCAUCUGUGUGGUGUGUGACAAAGCUGUGGAGCACCGCGAGCACAAGGUUGUCCCGGUGAAGGAGGCAGCCCAAGAAUACAAGACCUGGAAACACCUGGAGACUUUAAAAAAGGAGCUAGACAACAUGCUGGCAAGCAAAAGACAGACAGAAAAGGAAAGCCAAGACUUGUUGAAGCAAAUGAAGGCAGUGAGAGAAAAAAUGAGGCAUGAAUUCGGUCAGUUACACCAGUUUCUGAUAGAACAAGAGAAGCGACUGCUGGUCCGGAUGGAAGAAGCCGAGGAGGAGAUUGCAGGGAAAAGAGACGAACAUCUGGCCAAACUCUCAGAGGAACUUGCUUCUCUUGAGAGCUUCCUCCAGGAGAUGGAGGAAAAGCAGAAGGAACCAGGCAGUGAAAUCCUGCAGGAUGUUGGAAACUUCUUGCUGAGGCGUCAGAGAAGGAAACUGAAUCCCGUGGCUUUUCCUCCUGAGUUGAAAUGGCUGAUCUGGGACAUCUGUGAUAUAAAUCCCUUUCUGGAAGGGGUCAUGAGGCCAUUCAAAGACACCCUGGUUUCAGGACUUCACCAGCAAAAAGUAAAUGUUCACUUGGAUCCACUCACAGCGAACCACUGGCUGAUUGUGUCUGAAGACUGUAAAAGUGUACGAGAGGGAAGUGAGUGUCAGUCCCUACCCGACACCCCGGAGCGAUUUGAUAUGUGUGGCCUUGUGCUGGGGUGUGAGGAAUUCACCACCGGCAGGCACUUCUGGGACGUCGGUGUGAGCAGUGAGGAGCAGUGGUCUGUCGGGGUGGCCAAGAAGUCUUUGAACAGAAAGGGAGAUCCCACUUUUGGUUCCGAGGAAGGAGUCUGGGAGUUUGGGAAGUGGGGAGGCAAAUAUAGGGCCUACGACCCCCCAGCUAACACGGUCCUCUCCUUGGGCGAGAAGCCCAGUAGGAUCCGAGUGGCGCUGAACUACGAGGGGAGACGGGUGGCCUUUUACGAUGCGGACAGAGGAGCCUUCCUUUAUGCCUUCACAGCCGCUACCUUCAGCGGAGAGACGGUUCAGCCAUGGUUUUAUGUGACUGAGAAAGCCCACCUAGUAAUUUCUCCUUGAUGGUGAUGAGAGAGAGAGAGAACAAAGGAAUUGGGAACGUCUGUCUCUGAAGAUGUUGGACUACAACUCCCAUCAGCACUUGCCACCAGAACCGGUGGUGAGAAAUGAUGGGAGUUGCAGUCCAAUGCCUGGAGGCCUUCACAGUUCCUCACAAGCCCCGAUGUAUGGAACUUUACUCCAGUUCUGACAUAUGAAGUACACACUAAAAAUGGUUCACUUUUCCUCAUUGGAAGCAAUAUUUGCAUGAUAGUGAUUGGCUGGCCUAGGUGGCAAUCAUGAAGAAAUCUCCCCCUUCAGAGCAUAGUUGCGGACAACUUCGAUUGUCAAUUAGACUUAAAAAAAACUUUUUUCUAUCCCUGUCAAAGUGUGACAGCAACAAUUAGGGGGUAAAUCUUAAAACAUAAACAAAGCCCAGGAUACCUUUGUAGUAGAUACAGAUUUCUGAAUCUCUCCUUCUAUGGUUUUAAUUUACACACACACACAAGACCAUGCAGGAAAUAUUUUUUUAAACAAUGGGUGGGAAAAAACAAAGAGGGAGGAUGGUUGAAGCCUCUCUCGCUUGUGUUUUGAUCAUAAUCUAGAGAUGUGGGUUACAUGCUUUUACAAUAGAGAGAAGCAGAAGAACAAUCUUAGGAGCAUAGUACAUAUUUAAUUCUGUAGUUUCUCUCUAAAACUUCAUAUUUCUACAACCUCCAUAAGUUUGUAUCUCUUUCUGUUGUCCUUCGGCCUAAUAACUCUGGAAAUGAACAAAACACAAUUAAUUCUUUGAUGAUAAAUGAGGUGGGAUUCUAAGCAAAACGCAUUCUGUAUAUUCAAAGAAAUACCUCCGCCUGUUUAAGUCACCUUGGACAUCUCUGAGGGACAUUACAAAGGGAGAACUAUUAGGUGCUGGGGGUAGACGUAAUUUUGCCUGUUAGAUGAGCUACAGUUAAUUGUGGAGCAGAUCCAGGUUUUCAGACAGCCCAUCUGUUUGCCUUUUAAAAAUAUCUGACAAUUUUUCAUCUUAAUUUGCCCAAAUAUUUUGUUACAGACUGCAAUGCAUAUUUAUGGCAGACUAGUAUUUUAAUUGCCAAAUCUUGGGUGUUUUAUGUUGAUUUUUAUACUUCUAUUAAAGGCUUAUUUUUCAGUU
Molecule: messenger RNA, 2718 nt
Organism: Pogona vitticeps (central bearded dragon)
Lineage: Eukaryota; Metazoa; Chordata; Lepidosauria; Squamata; Agamidae
Product: E3 ubiquitin-protein ligase TRIM7
Molecular function (GO): protein binding; zinc ion binding
Source: RefSeq, a predicted model, not a curated record